Xyrauchen texanus (razorback sucker) is the source of this 4381-nucleotide messenger RNA. It is a transcript of the gene tmem44, whose product is annotated as transmembrane protein 44. The transcript is spliced from 10 exons. Lineage: Eukaryota; Metazoa; Chordata; Actinopteri; Cypriniformes; Catostomidae. Bases 2023 to 3339 code for a protein of 438 amino acids. The record is from RefSeq and is a predicted model, not a curated record.
AGAGGAGUCUUGAUUAUAUGUGUUGUUGCCUAAUGUUUGUUCCAGAGCUGUACCGUUCUGUGAGUCAUGGCGUAAUUGCUGCUGCUGCUGUUGUUGUUGUUGUAUUUGAUCAACACAGGCCUCCUUGGGAUGAGAACACAUCCUGAGGUCCUACAGCAAGCAGAGAGGGACAGUUUCCUUGUGUGCAGGAGAGAACUGGCUCGGAGAAUGGACAGUCAUAUUCUCUUACAGAUUGUCAACAAGUAAACAAGUUCUAGUUUGGAGAAGGAGCAGCAGUUGAUUCUUACCCCCUUUGAGAGGAAUCUGGAUUUCUGGAGGCAACUGUGGCGAGUUAUUGAGAGGAGGUCUUUUAAAUACCUGAAGUAUCCUCACACCACAGACUGGUAGAAAUAGAUGUUCAGGUCCUGACACUGCUGUGUGCUGCUCUCUCCGGCAUUUAUGUGAGUGACGGUUUAAUGAAAGAGGUGGAAGAUGCGAUUUAGAGAUUUAUUUUGCUAUGUCAAGUUUAUAUGAUGCUAUGUGAACUCCCUCUUAAUUGAAGCGAUAUUUACAAUGGAAACAUUCAUUCCUAAAUGCAUAAAAAAUGCGACUUUAUAUUCAACAAAAAUGUCAAUGGAGUGUUUUUAAAUCCGUGGUAUACCGUGAAACUGUUACAUCACUACAUGUAACCCACAAGUUCUAUGAUUGGCCCGUAACCUGAACACGUAUGUGAGACUGUCUCUGGAGGGGACCUACGAUAUGAACAUCAUCAGACCGAGGAAGGAGAGAGAGGUGCAACGAUUUGAAGUAGCGAAUUUAAGUGUUGUAUUAAACACAUUUCUGAUUCAUAAAUACUUUAUAUCACACACUCGCAAAACUCUCAAUAAUCUGUAAUCUCUCAUAGGUAAAGGUCCGAGCUCUGACAAAGGGUGUGCAGAUGGUGAGGGGUUAUAAACCGGGACGUUGACCCGCUGGGCAUGAAAGAGCGGGCAUUGAACAGCAGGUCGGGAAAGCCCUGGAAAAAACACAGUAAUCGAAACAAGAAGGAGAAAGUGAGACAACAUCUUUGAUAUCAUCUUUAAUACAAAGACAUUUAUUAUUAUUUGAAUUCACCGUGGCUCAUACCUGGACGUGUGAUGUAUAAGUGCUGCGGGACAUUCCCCUUUAUUGAAAAUGAUCUCACUGAUGAUAAAAAGGAACUGUAUAUUAUUGUCACUUUUAUUUUAUCAAUGGAUGGGAUUAAGAGAUGAAUGGCGUCAGGCUUUGCCAAAGACAAAUGCUAAUAUUUAAGUGUGUUAUUUGAGUUUAUUAUUGUUUUAAUUGAUUAAAUGCAUACAUAUUUGGCACAACUGACCAUGAUGAUCUAAGUUUAAUCACAGUUUCUGAUUCUGUAGCCAAACAUUUAAUAUACUGUGUAUACGUUUUUAAUGCAUAUUUGUCAUUACGGGGCUUUUUUUUUUUGUCCCUCAUUAACAUAUGUGCAAACCAUGCCUUAAACCAUGAUAUAUAUAUAUAUAGGCCUAUAUUUUUUUUUAAUUAUUAUUUAUUUAUUUUUUUCAUCUGAAGUGGCAUAUAUAUACCAAUAAAAUGUGUAUUGUUUAAUGCUGAUCAAAAAUAAAUCAAAUGUAUGAAAAUAUAAAAUAACACUUAAGUAUUGAACUAAAUAAUGUACUAUAUGCUCUAUCAUGCUGAUGUGUUACAUUGCAAGGAAUUAUCCUAUACAUAUAUAAAAUAUAAUAUUUUGACUUUGUAUUAGGUAUUCCAUCUUUGAGGGUUAUUUUAUGCAUUUCAUUAAAAUAUGAUUUAAAAGUUCACAGUUGUUUUUCAGCAAAUAAAAUGGGAAAACAUCACAAUGCAUCAUUAAUAUUUAUGAGCCACGUGGGAGACAUUUGUGUGACGGGUGUGUGUGUGGGCGGAGCCUGAAAGCUACAGGUGAGAUGAUUGACGCGCGGUUCAUUUCCACUACAGCUGGCAAUUAAUGUGAGAACCUGGAAACAUUUGGAUGCUCAAUGUGUGACAGCAGAAGUGAAAGCUGUGGAUAAAAUGACAGUCCUCGACACUGUCCACCGCUGGAGUUCAGAAUUGGUCAAAGUUUGCCUUUCGUCAUAUGAAGACAAUAUUUGCAUAUCGGCUGCCCUGAUCCUCUCGUCUGCUCUGAUGUUACUGGUGUCGUGUUCACUCUGCAGCACGAGAGGUGGGCACCAUCAGGGCGAAGAGGCGGCGGGCACGGUGUAUUGUUUCGUGGGUAACUUGUGCAGUGCAGUUGGCGCUUUCCUUUCCAACCAGUUUGAUUUUCAGAUAUCUAUGGCCUCAUAUGCGGCAAUUUUGGAUGUCGUUCAGUUCCUGACAAUUACUUUCUCCGUGUAUUUAUGGUCCCAUUCAAAAACAGGAAAGAGAAUGAGAAUGAUAACCGGGAGGAGGCGGCAGAACUUUCUUGCGGUGUCGCUCUUGUUUGUAACGGGGGGCAGUUUUUACCUGCGUUCAGCGGUCGACUUCAGUCCCACAGGAAUAUCUCCAACCAGGAGACGACUACUCGGUGUAUUCCUAAAUGACCAUAUUGAGAACCUCGGUUACGUGCUGGGUCUGCUGUCUUUCGCCAUCAACUGGACGGCUAAGUUUCCAUUCUUCCUGAAAGCAAACCAAGGAGAGCAGAGUUCAGUUGCACAGGUGUGUUCUCGAGUUCUGUGUUGUCUCGCUGGAACUCUUUACGGAUCUGCAAUUCUUCUCUAUGACGUGCAGCCGAGAGUGCUCAUCAAAGCGAUGCCCUGGAUCCUCUCGGCGGUCUGCUGUGCUGUCCUCGAUUUGGCUAUUGUAGUUCUGGUCUGUUACAGAUCCAGUCAUAAGCGUCUCUCUGUACGGUCUUUAGACUCCGAUACUGAGUCUUUACUCGCAGACUCUUCGGCCACGGGUCAGUUGUGUGACAGUACUGUUACUCGCUGCAUAAAGGAGCAUCGUCUUCCCUCGGCGAAAUGCAUCUGUCCCAGGGGCACUGACAUGGGACUCUACAUGGAUGUCAACAUACAGCCAAUGAGGAAGGUGUGUUUGAAGGAAGUGACGAUCUCACGGGACGGCCCGUCAGAGACUCUUCCUCUGAAGAGGACAGUCAGGGUGGUGCGUGUGGAUGAGCAGUGCUCCUCUGGCAGUUUAACGGAGUCAUCUUCAGUCGGCUCUGAACUUGAGUGGGACUUUGAAGCAACGAAAGCGCAGUGGACUCCAGCCCCUGAAGAUCUGCAGACGGUGCAGUCGGUUCCUCUCCAGGAUUGGCGAGUGAGUUCGGGCUCAAAGUCGACCAGCAGCCGCGGCUCUCACAUCUGCCUCUGCAACCGCGCACCGCUAUCUGAGAAGAUGCCGUUCAAAUGAUCCCGCAACUAAACUGUGUACAAGUCAAAUAGCCGUGUAGUAAUUGUGUCUGUUCAGUUGGAGGUUAAUAAAGUAACCGUGCAAUUCAUAUUCUUAAAUUAUGGCAGAAUUUGCAUCACAAACAAGCUGUUUAUGGAACUCCCAUGACCAGACGUGUUAUUUGCCUUGCUUUAUAUGCCACCGAGCACAGGAGGUGAUGUGAUGUCUCGGAGAGCUGCUGUGACUCUUGUUAUCAACUUCAGAAGGCUGAUCUCCUGAUUGAUCUUUCCUCGGGCUCCCCGUCAUUCACACGGAACGCUUUCCCCAUUGUUGUCCCCUUCCCUCUCCAGAGCCGCAGGACUGAUUAAUGGGAUGGCUCUGAAAACCUUAUCGCCCUGUUGUUUGCGUAGACGAUACCGAACAUUGACGAAUGAUUGGAGGUGUCACAUUAUAUCACCCUUUCACAGACUCACCAGGUCAGGAGGUCAUUUCCUCAAUUUCUGCCGGUUUAUUGGAGCUGGACUGGAAAAGGCCCAUCAGCGUGAGAUAAGAUGCAGACGAGACGGCAUGUGCUCUCAUUGAGUCAGACUUACUAGUCUACAAGUCUGUAGACUAGCGAGGACGGUCUUGUUGGAUAUUCCAGAGACUUCCGUAAGAGUCCGAUAGCCGGAAAUGUGUACAUACAAGCGCUUGAGGGUAUUUCUUGUCCUGGUGGCUUUUGUGUUUUGCAUAUGGCCCACAUGGAUCCUAUUUCCCCAUGUCAAGGUCAUACUUCAUACCAAAAUUUUAAAGAAAGAAUAAAGAAAUGUGUAUAUACUGUUUUAUAUAUAUAUAUUCUUUAUUAUAUUGGAGCCUGUGUGGGGCCAUAAUGAUUGUUUGCAUUGUGACAUGACAAUCACUGACUAGGUACACCUACUUAUUCAUGUGAUUAUCUAAUCAGCCAAUCGUGUGGCUGCAGUGCAUAACAUCAUGCAGAUUGGGGUCAGGAGCUUCAGUUAAUAUUCACAUCAACCAUCAGAAUGGGGAAAAAUGAUGCAUGAUUGUUUGUGCCAGACGGGCUGGU